This is a messenger RNA of Strigops habroptila (Kakapo), 5890 nucleotides long. RefSeq names its product methylenetetrahydrofolate dehydrogenase (NADP+ dependent) 1 like (gene MTHFD1L). Gene Ontology annotation, biological process: tetrahydrofolate interconversion. Gene Ontology annotation, molecular function: formate-tetrahydrofolate ligase activity; methylenetetrahydrofolate dehydrogenase (NADP+) activity; ATP binding. Gene Ontology annotation, cellular component: mitochondrion; cytosol. The record is from RefSeq and is a predicted model, not a curated record. NCBI's taxonomy places the organism in Eukaryota, Metazoa, Chordata, Aves, Psittaciformes, Psittacidae. The transcript has 28 exons. The coding region runs from base 3 to 2819 and encodes 938 amino acids.
GGAUGCGGAGCGCGGCGUUGCGUUGGUGCGUGGCCCCGGCGCUCUCCGCAGCCCCGCUGCCGAGCCGCGGGCUGUGCGGGCGGCAGCUGCGGGGGGAAGGCGGUGGCGGCGCGGCGGCGGCGGCGGCAGCGCGCAAAAUCACUGAGAACGCAAAGAAGUCCUUGGCCUCUCUUAAGAGAGAAAACCCUCGGCUUGAGCCAACACUUGCUAUUAUUCAGGCACAUAAUGAUCAUUUGAUUCAAGAUAUAAACAAGAACUUUGCCAAAGAGGUUGGUCUACAUGUUGUUCACAUCUGUCUCCCUGAAGGUAGCAGCAAGGACGAGGUUGUCAAUGAAAUCUUGAGACUGAAUGAGGAUCCUAAUGUGCAGGGCCUUGCCCUUGACCUCCCAGAAAGCUUAUAUAGCAGUAAGGUAUUAAACGCUGUGAAACCAGAGAAGGAUGUGGAUGGAUUAUCCAGUGUAAAUCUAGGACGUUUGGUACAUGGCGAUGCCUAUGACUGUCUAGUUCCUCCUACGGCAUGUGCUGUGAUGGAGCUUCUUGAAGAUUUAGGUGGAAAGACGGUGCUGCUGGUGGGAGCCAGUGGGGCAGUGGGUGCCGCCUUGCAGUGCAUGCUGCAGAGGGAGGGAGCUGUGACUGUGAGCUGCCAGUGGAAAGCCCCUCAGCUGCAGACCAAGCUUCAUCAUGCAGAUGUGGUGGUAGUUGGCAGUACAAAACCUGAUGAUGUUUCUAUGAGCUGGAUAAAGCCUGGAACCACCAUAAUCAGUUUUUCUCAUGAUUUGCUCUCAGAGAAACACAACUAUGGUCAGCAAAACAAUCAUGCUGCUGAAAACACUGUUGGUUCUCUUGCAAUAGCAAUGCGAAUGCAGAACAUGGUAAAAACUACUGAGCGAUGGAUCCAGUCCCAGCAGUACAGGAAGUGGGACCUCCGCUGCUUGAAACUGCAGCCUCUCUCCCCAGUGCCCAGUGAUAUUGAGAUUUCUCGAGCACAGAGUCCAAAAGCUGUUGAUGUACUUGCCAAGGAGAUAGGAUUGCUUACAGAUGAAAUUGAGAUCUAUGGCCAAACCAAAGCCAAAGUACGUUUGUCCCUGCUGGAAAGGUUAAAGGAUCAACCAGAUGGAAAAUAUGUUCUCGUUGCUGGAAUAACCCCUACACCCCUAGGAGAGGGGAAAAGCACAGUCACAAUUGGUCUUGUUCAAGCGCUUACUGCACACCUUAACAUUAAUUCCUUUGCUUGUCUGAGACAACCUUCUCAAGGACCUACUUUUGGAGUUAAAGGUGGAGCAGCCGGUGGUGGAUAUGCUCAAGUGAUCCCAAUGGAGGAGUUCAAUCUUCAUUUGACUGGAGAUAUUCAUGCUAUAACUGCUGCAAAUAAUUUGCUGGCUGCUGCUAUUGAUGCUAGGAUCUUGCAUGAGAACACUCAGUCUGAUAAGGCUUUGUAUAAUAGACUGGUUCCAGUAGUUAAUGGCGUGAGAGGAUUUUCUGCUAUUCAGCUUGCCCGUCUGAGAAGGCUGGGAAUAAAUAAGACUGAUCCUGGGACUUUGACAGAAGAGGAGGUUAGCAAGUUUUCUCGCCUUGAUAUUGACCCAUCUACCAUAACAUGGCAAAGAGUGGUGGAUACAAAUGACAGAUUCCUGCGCAAAAUAACAAUUGGGCAGGCAAAUACAGAGAAAGAAUUUGUCCGUCAGGCUCAGUUUGAUAUUGCUGUUGCAAGUGAAAUUAUGGCCAUCCUGGCUCUUACCACCAGCCUUCAAGAUAUGAAGGAGAGGCUGGGGAAAAUGGUGGUAGCUAAUGACAAGAAAGGAGAACCAGUAACAGCAGAGGAUUUGGGAGUAACAGGUGCCUUGGCAGUUCUGAUGAAAGACGCAAUUAAACCCACACUAAUGCAGACAUUAGAGGGAACACCAGUAUUUGUUCACGCUGGACCUUUUGCUAACAUUGCACAUGGAAAUUCUUCUGUUCUGGCAGAUAAAAUUGCCCUUAAAUUAGUUGGAGAGAAAGGAUUUGUAGUAACUGAAGGUGGCUUUGGUGCUGACAUUGGGAUGGAGAAAUUCUUCAACAUCAAAUGCAGAGCCUCUGGCUUGGUUCCCAGUGUGGUUGUACUUGUUGCUACAGUGAGGGCUUUGAAGAUGCAUGGAGGUGGGCCAAAUGUAACUGCUGGUGCCCCCUUGAAGAAAGAAUACACAGAAGAGAAUCUCCAGCUGGCAGCUGAUGGCUGCUGUAAUCUACAAAAACAGAUUCAAAUUGCUCAGCUCUUUGGAGUUCCUGUUGUGGUCGCUCUAAACGUCUUCAAAACUGACUCUGCUGCUGAGGUUGAUCUCGUAUGUAAGAUUGCAAAGCAGUCUGGAGCAUUUGAUGCUGUACCCUGCAAUCACUGGUCAGCUGGUGGUAGAGGAGCAGUAAAAUUAGCUCAAGCUGUGGAAAAGGCAGCCAGGCAGAAAACCAGUUUCAAGUAUCUCUACAGCUUGCAGCUUCCUAUUGUUGAAAAAAUAAGGAUCAUUGCUCAAAAGGUGUAUGGAGCUCAGGAUAUAGAGUUAUCUCCUGCUGCACAGUCACAAGUUGAUCGUUACACCCGGCAGGGAUUUGGAAAUCUUCCCAUUUGUAUGGCAAAAACUCACCUAUCCCUCUCCCAUCAGCCUGAGAGGAAGGGCGUUCCCACUGGUUUCAUAUUGCCAAUUAGUGAUGUGCGAGCCAGUAUUGGAGCUGGAUUCAUCUACCCUUUGGUAGGAACGAUGAGCACCAUGCCAGGACUGCCCACAAGGCCAUGCUUCUAUGACAUUGACCUUGACCCCAUCACAGAGCAAGUGAAAGGAUUGUUUUGAGAGUGACAUCCAAAUUCAGAGGCCUGGAAAUUAAGAACUGCAACUUUCCUGUUUCCUGCAAGUGGGAGACAAAAAUGAAUCUGAAAUAUUCCUGUUAUGUGUCUCUGGAGGAAUGUCAAGAUAGACCAAAGAGCAAAAGUUUACUCUUUCUUCAAACUAGUUUUUAUGAUGAAAUAUAGCUGUAAGGUUAAAAAAAAAAAAGGCAAGCUAGUUUUUCUUGCUGUAGUACAGGAAGCUCUCUACUGGGGCUUAUGCUUGUUUGUAGAUAAAAUGACAUUGAAAAAGAGAAAUUUUUCACCUUAGAGUUUUCGUCUUUUCUCAGAGGAGUUUACAGAAGUAUUUCCCUUAUCUUGGCCAUCUACAAACUUGCAUAAACAUGAUUAUACUGUGUGAUCAAGGCUAUUUCUCUCUGAAAAAUACACUUUCACUCCUGGCAUUCAGGAGCUGAAACUACACGCAGAUUAACUGCACAUUUUUGAGUUAUCAUCAACUGUUGCUCUGGAUGCAUUUGGGCAACAGCCAACCUUCAAGCAAGGAAGAUAUUAAGCAGAGGAAAAACAGAGCAUGUAUUUUGUAAAAGGUUUUUAAGAUAUAAUUUGUUUCCUUGUUGGGCAAAGAUCUUUUAAAACACUUAAGCCAUAGCUGUCUCAUGUCCAUAGGUCUGUCUUUAUCCAAAGAGUAUGUUACAGGCUGUCCAGCUGAUUAUGUGCUUGUUGUGGUGAAGCUGGUUGUUCAGAGAGGGCACUGCUCCUUCUGAAGCCCUGUUUUGCUCCUGUUCUUGGCUAAUGAAGCCUCCUGCUGUGCUGGCUCCAGACCUAGAGUUUUUCUUGUCAUGUCCCUGGCAGUACACAACACCCAGUAACAACAGAGGAAUGUCCAUCAAGCAAAGAUGCGACAGGGCAGAGCUUUUUUCUGCUUCAUUUUGCAGGUUUUAACCACCAUACUUGUAAAACUGGAGUGUGUUUCUGUUUGAAGGGGCUAUUCAAACAAGUUAAAUUAAAGCACACAGUUUAAAAUUUAUCUCAGCAACUUACCUUGUCUGUUUUUAACUAAAAAACAGUAAAACAAGCCUUAGGCACAGGAUACUGCAUUUAGCUUUUCAAGCUGCUGCUGCUCAGGAAACGCUUGCUGACUGACUGUCGGUUCCUUCAAUAACAAAAAAUGCAACAGAACAAUAGGGUGAAUUAAGACAAUAGGCCAUUGUUGUUUUAGGUAAAAAGCAGUGAAAUAAUGAUGAGAGAGUUUAUUUUCCUGGUGAUGUUUUCCAUCCUGUCGCUUUGCUCUGCUUGCGUACAUUUGUAUGUUAUGAGCUUCUGCAGUGCAGUUUUGGUUCCCCUCUACACAGCCACAUUUGGAGACUUCAUUAUCUCAGGAGCUGUGUUGUAAUUGAGGGGUUUGUUUUGGUUUUUAAAACUAUGCUUUGUUAUUUAUAAACUCAAAACUAUAAUUAUGGACAGAAGAGCAAACUGGGGACACUUAAUUAUCUGUGCCUUCCCUGCAGUAGCACGGAAAUGUCUGCUGACUGCAUUUCAGAACUGUUCUAUUCAUAGUGUGGUCCUCCAGCACCAUGGGGAUUGCUGUGAUGAUAAAUCUAAAUACAAAAAAAUAGAGCUAUUUGAUAUUUUAGCCUGAUUAAAUGACAGAGCUUAUAAUGACCUAGACUGUGGAUGCUUUAAUUACAGUGGGGCAGGACAAAUAAGAUCAGUAGUAAGUAAGAUUCAAGUGUGGCUCUCACAGGUACAGGGAAGAGAGAUUUCUCAUAUUUUCUAUUAAAUUGUGCCCUGAAAAACCACCAUGAUAGUCAUACACAUAAUGGUGUUGUAAUUUAGUCUUGCACACACUGAGCUAUCUAGCCUAGAAAUAGACACUUUUGGACAAAAAUAAAUAAGCGUGGUUUCUAGGCACACUUUUCCUAGUAGCAUCAUUAAAAGAAAAAUAAAUAAGGUUUUCCCUCCUUUUUAUCCAGAGAGAUUCAGAAAACCACAACUGUGCCUUACUAGUCGUCCUUCUGGCUCCCCUUCAGGUGUGCUAAACCCAUCUCCAUGCAGUCUGGGGUACAAAACAUAACACUAGCUGUCUACCUUUGAAGCUUCCAUAUGUGUACGGAUGUCUGAGUAACAAGUUUUAUAAGUAAUUUCAAACUACUGCUUGAUACCCACACACCUUCCAUAAUACAGUCUCCAUAUUGUCCCUUCAGGCCACACACGCUGGGGCUGUUUAUCUGUCUGGCCCAUCAGUCUCUCCCUACGAUGGACCAUUCCAGCUCCAUUAGUUGAGAGUUGACAAACAUCCUGUAAUUUUUCUCCUGUCAUUUGCACAGGAUUUGUUAUAGUGUUUUGAUAGCUUCAAUAAUUCAAGGAAAGCUGGAAUGGCCCUCUCUUCUUUUGUUCUAGCUUUUCCCUUGCCCCAUCUAGUUUAACUAUCGAUCUGCAAAAUCUCUUGAGCUCCUACAUUUUUGGGCCUUCAUUUUACAUUAUAGUAGGUUUGUUAAAAAUAAUACACACUGCUGUGCAGAUUCUGUCUCAUGAUCCAAAGGGAUUGAGCUAUUGGCCAUCAGCUAAGCUGCAGAAACUGCCACAGUAUGUUCCUUAGGGCUGCCCUAUUUCUGAGGCCUCCAUCAAGAAGGGUUUAAAAUGAAAACUUUUUAAGGUGUUUUAGUGGUAUUUGUGCUAUUUGUUGUUACAUGGAUGCAGCUGCAAGUGCGGAACUCCUGCCUUUGCAUCUACUCUGAGCAAUUUUGUGGCAGGGCAGAACCACAGCUUUAUAAGGCAGCUUGCUGUGCUUAUUCCUGCAUUUGCUAAAGCACGUUAAGCACAGAGCAGUUGUUUAUUAUCAGAAGAUCUGCUUUUUGUAGUGACUGAAUACUUUGUUAUUGCUACUGCUGAACUACUUCUGUAAUGACAUUGAAAUACUUCAGACAAUGGGUUUCUUCAUUUGUGUUUUAAAAUAAAAACUCCCAGUCCUUCAGUUGCCAUGAACAUGAAAAUAAAGUGUGUGUACUGUCAUUCCAUUUGCACAAGUGGUGCCUGUCUCAAGUCUGAAUUCAUUAAUAAAGUACAUCCAUUAUUUAA